Messenger RNA from Thecamonas trahens ATCC 50062, 924 nucleotides. RefSeq names its product Ras oncogene protein. The record is from RefSeq and is a predicted model, not a curated record. The transcript is spliced from 2 exons. Lineage: Eukaryota; Apusomonadida; Apusomonadidae. Bases 96 to 776 code for a protein of 226 amino acids. Gene Ontology annotation, molecular function: GTP binding; GTPase activity.
GGGGGGGCAGUGCCAGCAGCCGGCAGUCGGCAGUUGCUGAUGGCGAGCAGUACUUGUCUGUUGCGUGAGAGUCAGGACUGUGUGGCAGGGGCACGAUGGACGACAUGGUGGAGGAGGAGUUUGACACCGAGGUCAAGGUCAUUGUGGUGGGCAAUGGAGGCGUGGGCAAGACGUCGAUGAUUCGGAGAGUGGCCCGCGGACUCUUCACCGACAACUACCGCAAGACGAUAGGAGUUGACUUUCUGGAGAAGAGCAUGUACAUCGAGUCGCUGGGUGAGGAGGUCCGGCUGAUGCUAUGGGAUACGGCAGGACAGGAGGAGUUUGAUGCUGUGACACGGACUUACUACCGCGGAGCUGGUGCAUGCGUCUACGCCUUUUCCACUACGGAUCGCGACUCGUUCGAGGCCAUCCGAUCGUGGCGGGCAAAGGUCGAGGCCGAGGCGCCAGGCAUUGCCGCCGUGCUGGUGCAGAACAAAGUUGAUUUGCUCGACUCGUCGGUGGUGACACCCGACGAGGCCGAGGCCCUGGCACAGGAGCUUCGGCUUAAGUUCUACCGCAUCUCGGUCAAGGACGACGUCAACGUCCGGCCCAUGUUUGAAUAUCUGGUGGAGGCGGCGGUGGCCAAGGCGCGGACGGCCGUAGUGCCCGGACAGACCAACAUGGACUUUCUUUCACCAGCCCAAGUCCAGGCCGAGAAGCAGUCGUUUGCCGUCCAGCCGACCCGCGGCAAGAAGCGGACGACCUCGUCGUCCAAGUCGUUUUGCACCUUGCUCUGAAGCGCGUGCUCACAGGAAGCGACUCUAUGUCACCGAUGGCGUAUGCGAGGAGAGGGAAGAAGAAGAAGAAGAAGAAGAAGAAGAAGAAGAAGAAGAAAGAAGGAGAUGCAAAGGAGAAGAAGGGAGAGGAGGAGAAAGAGAUAAACAU